This is a messenger RNA of Chiloscyllium plagiosum (whitespotted bambooshark), 2332 nucleotides long. Its product is annotated as mitogen-activated protein kinase kinase kinase 20-like. The record is from RefSeq and is a predicted model, not a curated record. Gene Ontology annotation, biological process: protein phosphorylation. NCBI's taxonomy places the organism in Eukaryota, Metazoa, Chordata, Chondrichthyes, Orectolobiformes, Hemiscylliidae. Gene Ontology annotation, cellular component: cytoplasm. Gene Ontology annotation, molecular function: ATP binding; MAP kinase kinase kinase activity; protein binding.
ACUUCAGGGAAUAGCCAUUAAGUUUUGCGAAAGUUGCUCCUUUUUAGGAAGUCAUCGGUGGCAUUUAAAAAAAAAGUGUCUAAUUUGUGCGUAAGAGCGUUGUAGAGGGACCCUGUCCAAUCGAUGUUACUCGCUGCUAUUUUCUCUGAAGUGGAGAGUUUGCGUAUAUCACAUUCCUGAGCAAUGAUCCAGUCUCCAAGUUGACAGCGCUUCCCCGUCACGAUAAGUGUCCCUGGAAGCUCAGCGGGCGCAGGGGCUCUUGUAAAAGCAACAACUUGUCUUGAUAGAGCGCCUGCGUUGGUCUCGGGACGAUCCAAAGUGUUUUGCAACGAGUGGAUUACUUUUGAAGUCAUCACUGUGGCAACGUAGUAAGGCUAAGCGUUAAAAUGGAAAUUAUAGUGUGGUGAAAGCCAUCCAUGGACGUUAUUCUGAUCGUUAAAACGUUAAAAGCAUAGUUGUUCUCCAGCCCUCCUUCCCAACCGAUUGCAGAAGUUCUUUUUUUUGGGACCUGUGUUUUCCUUUGCAUUUUAAGUCACUUAUCUGAUUCUGAAAUUGUCAGUAUGCAAUGUUGUCCUUCAGUCCAUCGUUUUUGCAAAUCAAGUUUGAUGAUUUGCAAUUUCAUGAAAACUGUGGCGGGGGAAGUUUUGGUAGUGUGUAUAGAGCAACAUGGUUAUCUCAAGACAAAGAGGUGGCUGUGAAAAAGUUGUUAAAAAUAGAAAAAGAGGCUGAAAUUCUAAGUGUUCUCAGCCAUAGGAACAUCAUUCAGUUCUAUGGAGCUGUUCUUGAGUCACCCAACUAUGGCAUAGUAACUGAAUAUGCUCAUGGAGGGUCACUGUAUGAUUACCUGUCAAGUGCUAAAAGUGAGGAAAUGGACAUGGAUCAAAUUAUGACUUGGGCAACAGAUAUUGCUAAAGGUAUGCAUUACUUACAUAUGGAUGCUCCAGUGAAGGUAAUUCACAGGGAUCUCAAGUCUCGAAAUGUGGUGAUUGCUGCGGACAGAGCGCUAAAGAUUUGUGAUUUUGGUGCCUCACGGUUUCACUCUCACACAACACACAUGAGCCUGGUGGGAACCUUCCCAUGGAUGGCACCAGAAGUUAUACAGAGCCUGCCAGUGGCUGAAACAUGUGACACGUUCUCCUAUGGUGUGGUUCUUUGGGAAAUGCUGACAAGAGAAAUCCCAUUUAACGGCCUUGAAGGUUUACAAGUGGCCUGGCUAGUUGUGGAGAAAAAUGAGAGGUUGACCAUUCCGAAGGGCUGCCCUGCCAGUUUUGCGGAACUCCUGCAUCAGUGCUGGGAAACAGAUCCCAAAAAAAGGCCAAAUUUUAAGCAGGUCUUGGGGAUUCUUGAGAUUAUGUCACAUGACAGCAAACUUCCAGAUCAGUGCAAUUCCUUUCUGCAUAAUAAGGCUCAAUGGAGAUGUGAGAUAGAGGCCACUUUAGAAAGACUAAAGAAACUGGAACGAGAUCUGAGCACAAAAGAACAGGAGUUGAAGGAACGAGAAAGACGUUUGAAAAUGUGGGAGCAAAAGUUGGUGGAGCAGUCCAGUGCACCUCUUUUCUUACCUCUUACUGCAAGGUUUUCUGAAGAGUCUUUCUAUGAGUCUAAGACAGAGGAGUCAAACAGUACAGAGAUGUCAUGUCAGAUCACAGCUACCAAUAACGAGAAGGUAGAUGGCAUGAACGAAAGUCUGCAGAAAAUGAUGAGUGGUUUUGGCAAUAUCCUGUCUAUGAACCUAGCAGGACCUGUCAUGCAGUCUGGGAUUCAGAUAGAUAUGCAAGCCAAGCAGAAUUCCUCCAAAUCAACUUGUGUCAGAAAGGGGAAAAAAAUCAAUAUGACAAUGGAUUUUGAUCACUGGUCAUAUGAUAGUAAUUAAAUCUGAGCACAUAAAGCUUUUGAACAUUAUUAAAGCAACCAACUGUAUUAGCCUAGUGAAUGUUUGUUUUCCACAGCAAUUCUAAACAAUACAAAUAUUAAUAUAUCCAGCUUAGUGUCUUAUUUAUGCUGUGAGCUUACAGUACUUUAUUAAGCAUAAUGCAUGGCAGAAAUUGAAGCAUUGUUACUUUAUUAGAAUAUCAAUCUAAACACUGAAAAGUAGUGCAGCCAUUCAUGAAACGAAAUGUUCUAAAGUUUAAAAAGUUAAAGAUAAUUGUAAGUAGAGUGUUUCGAUAUCAACUUUUCAUUACCGGAGCUCAUUUUUAUAAGACCUGAAAAUAUUUAUACAACAUUUGAGAUUAUUUACAGUUUGAAGGCUGUUUUAAUAUGGACGUCUUUUCUGUGUUUUGUGUUACCUAUUUUCUAUUCCUUUUUUCAAUAAACUUAAUUUAGUAGCUUA